Messenger RNA from Bolinopsis microptera, 5778 nucleotides. Its product is annotated as centrosomal protein of 164 kDa-like. Gene Ontology annotation, molecular function: protein binding. The record is from RefSeq and is a predicted model, not a curated record. Bases 68 to 3736 code for a protein of 1222 amino acids. The transcript has 7 exons. Lineage: Eukaryota; Metazoa; Ctenophora; Tentaculata; Lobata; Bolinopsidae.
UAUUUACAGUAACAGCAUUAUUGAUGAAUAACAUUGACGGUGGACAAGGAACAGGGAACUAAAGAUCAUGCUUGCUGGAGACCAACUCAUUCUAGAAGAAGAUUACGAUGAGAACUAUGAGCCCACUGAGCAUGAGAUAAAGGAAUAUGCUACUGACAUUUUAGGCUUGUCACUUGCUAGUGAUGCUGAAUUUAUUUGGAUAGCUCGACAGGGAAUCAAAGAGCCAUUGCCUCCCGAGUGGAAACCUAUCCAAGAUGUAUCUGGUGAUAUCUAUUAUUUUAAUUUCGAAAAUGGCCAAAGUAUGUGGGAUCACCCAUGUGAUGAAUACUACAGAGGACUUUAUCUGCAAGAAAAGAAAAAGAAAAAGGAGCGUCUUGUAAAAGAUAAAUCAAGAGAUAGAUCAAAAAGUAAUUCUAUAUCAGAGAGUAAUAAAGAAUCAAAAUCUAAUCAAUCAAGAUCUAAGAAUUGCAGUAAAUCUGAGAGUACUGCAAAGCUUCCAAAGCUUGCUCCUCUUGGAAAGCUGGCUCCAAUAUCAGCAGGCAAAUCAUCAAAAAUUUCAGAAAAUGAUUUGUCUGAAGCGUCAAAAAGUUUUAAUGCCAAAGAUUCUUCUGAAGCACUGGUCUCAGAGAAAACACCUAUGAUCCCGUCAACCUCAGUAACUCUCGACAUUAACAAGUCAAGACCUACAGGUCGUAUGGCUCUUGCCUAUGAAGAUUCUGAAAGCUCCAGUUUCAAUGAGAAAGUUGGUUUAAAGAGGCAGCAGGAAAAGUCUAAAGUUUUGUCAAAGGUUGAAGAUGAAAGUGAUGACGACAUAGAUUUUGGACUGGACCUCCCCAAAAGCAUGCAGAAUGAUCGAGCAGGUUCCCCUCCAAACAUGUUGAAAGACUCUUUAAACCUCACUUCCUUCCCAGUGUCAAGUCCCCGAAUAAAAACUGACAGCGACUCAAGAAGUCAAGUGACACACAAAGAAGCAAUCUCAUCCUACAGGGGGAAUUUAGAGGCUGAACUAGCCAAAGAAAAGCAAAAGUUGAAAAAUAAGUAUGAUGGUGAGAUGGAAAGAUUGAAGCAAGAGAAGGAGGAAGAAUUUGCAAGAGAGAAACAAAAGAUAGCUAGUGAUAAAGAGGCUAGAAUUCUUAAAUUGAGGCGUGAUGCUGAACAAGAUAUCGAGAAAGAACAAAGCCAAAGCAUUGACAAAAAAGCCAAAGAGUUGGAAUCAUUGAAAGAUGUAAUUACCUCUGAACUUGGUCAAGAGAAAGAUAACCUUAUAGAAAUGAAAGAUUUUGAGAUAAGGAGGAUCAAAAAAGAACAUGACGAGGAAAUCGAUAGACUCAAAGAUGACCUUGAAGACGAGUUGAACAAAAUGAAACGAAGCAAUGAGUCGAAACUCUCUGAAGAAAUUGAAAAGCGUCGUCAAGAAAUAGAGCAAGACAACCAAGAAAGUUUCGGUGAGUUCAAGAGAAAGCAAAACGACGACUUGGAAGAGAAGAAAUCUGCUCUGAGGAUGGAGAAUGAGGAUAAGAUAAGGCGAUUCAAGCAAAGUCAACAACUGGAGAUUGAUAACGAGCUGACUGACCUGAAAAGAAGUUUAACACAAAAGUUGAAUCGUGAAAAGGAAUCUCUAGAACAAGAUCAUCAGCUAGAAUUGUCGAACUUUAGGCAGAAAGUCGAAUUAGAACAAAAGUCCAAAAUGUCUCAAAUGGAACAGGAAACACUCGACUCCAAAAUGAAAAUCUUAAACCUCGACAUGGAAAAAAUGCUUGAACAGAAAAAAGCUGACAUUGCAUUAAACCAUAAACAAGCCUCGAUGAAACUUGAACACAGCCUUGAGGAAGAACUAGAGGAACAACGUGAUGCUCUAAAGAAGAGAAAUAAUGCCGAGCUCAAUAAUCUGGAACAUGAGCUCACCAAAAGAAAGGACAAGGUUGUGAAGGAUCAAGAAGAGCUGCUGUCUGACUUACAAUCUGAAUUUUCUGCCCAGAAAAGAGCAAUUCAAGAAGAGCACAACGACCAGCUAAAAUAUUUACGAGACAGAAACAAAAGUGAACUUGAUAUGUUGAAUCUUGAGAAGACAAGUGCUGAUGAGGAUCUUAAAACUGCAACUGCUAGAGUCCAAAACACGAGGGAUCGAUAUGAGAAAGAGGUUCAGGAAAUCAAGAAGAUGGAGAAAGAUUUGAAAGACCGCAGUGAUCAGCUCACUGAACAAAUCAGAUCUGUAGAACUAAGUCAAAAAGAAUUUGAAGCUGAGAAGAGCAUCAAAAUGACCACAGAACUGUUGGAGCUGCAAAAUCAAAUAAAAGUCAUGCAUGAGGAGAUUGAGAAGUUAAUGAACGAAAAACGAGGAGUCACCGAGAAAUUGAAUGAGUCGAUCAAAAGACAAAACACUGAGGAAAAACAUGCCUCUGAAUUUAAAAAUCUUUCUGAAGCAGAGAUGUCUGUAUUAAAGAGUAAAAAGGUUGAUAGUGAGGCCGAAAUAAAGCGUUUGGAAGCACACAAACAUGAUCUCCAGAUGGAGGUAAAGGAGUUGAGGCAUCAGGUAGAACUUUUGAAACUUGAUGUGAAGCAUGGUAAGACAAAUGGUCACGAGAAAACAAAUGGUAAGUCCAAUACUCCGAGGAAAACAAUACCGCCAUGUUCAAGUGACGAUUCCGAUUCAAUUGAGCUCAUAAAACUGAACGGUAAAACCAAGAUUCCCUCCAAUUUCCCAAGUCCAUUAAGUGACACAGACGAAGAAAACCUUGAAGACCUGAAACAAGUGUCUCGGCGUCUGAAAGAUGUCAGAGUAAACUCUCCUCUAAGUCCAGAGGAGAAGAAAUUUGCGACUGCUAAGGUCAGGAAAGAACGCCACAAGCUGAACCUUGAUUACAAAAAGAAAGAAUUCCGUCGUCUCAAGAAAGUUCAUGCAUCGAAAACUGCCACUUAUCUUCAAACUCUGGAAAAUCACAUGCUUGAAUCUUCACCAGAAACAACUGAUUUCAUUGAAAAUAUCAAUGCCGAGAUCGGUAACGAUGCUAAACUUCUUGAGAAGAAACUUCAGAAGUUAAAGAUGGAUCAGGUGUCGUACAGAAACCGUCUCCACAAGAUAAAGUACGAGAACAAUAUAGAGUAUGAUGACAGUGACACUUCAGUUUCAGAUGAUUUCCUGAGGCAUAGUAAACCCCUCAAGAAAUCUAAACGUGGCCGCUCCGCCAGUCCUGGAUCCCAGACAAGGGUUUUAAAAUCACUUUCAAAGAUAAACGGUGAACUAUCAUCUGUUUUAGACAUGUUUCAAACUAACUUGACCAGCAAAGAUAUGAAUGAUACGACGGUAGCGCAACCCAUUUAUGCCUCUACUCCGAUGACCAAAGUCGAGCCUAAAUGGACACAGGCUCGACAUCAAGCAAAUGAUAUGUUGGCACAAAAGUGGAAAACAUAUUUUGGUUCAGAAGGCAUGACGAUAUCGACCGAGAAAUCACAAAUGUGUUUACCUGUACAGUACAACUAUGAUCCCAAAGAACAUGUCCAGCAGUUUAAAAAGGAGCAGCUAUGUUGGCUUUCAAAGAACAAAUCAACUACAGACUUGCUGGCGAGUCACUCAGAAUGGCUCAGGGACUUUAAAGAACAAGUUGGAAUGUCAUCAGGUAAUUUCCCAAACUACAACAGAAGUGGAAAUAUGAGCGACUCAAAUAAAUUCAAUAACUUGUUCAACGGAUCACCCAACCCACCAGGCUCCCCCAACAGAGAUCAACCGUGGAGAUGAUCAAAUGGAAUGUGAAAACUUUGUGUUCUGUGAGAGAUCAAAGAUUGUAAUAUUCAGAUUUAAUGUUGAUGUGUCUAGCCGAGAUCAGAUGUGUGUUCCAUGUGCAGUGCUGAAUAGGAUAUCAGAUCAGUGUAUUUGUUGUUUUUGUGCUGAAUAAGUUGAUGUAAAACUAAGUGUGAUUGUGGAAUGUGGUUCACGUGUGAAAAGCUGUUUUAUGAAUGUGGAACAUCUAUAAGAAUACGUACGUAUUGUUAUUUGUUACAUACACUGGACAGUGGACAGGUCAUUUUUACUUUAAGGGAUCUUUUUAUACAUCUCUUACAAUUGCUGGGCAAUCAGUGUUUUAUCUUCGUUGACUUUUGUAGAACCCACCAAAACAUGCAUCGACAGCUCAAAAGGUUCUUAAAUUGAAAUUUUUAGAAUAUCAUUAAAACAUUGUGUGUGAUUCAUGCCAAAGAUGACAUAAGAUUCAUGACCGAAAGAUGAUUAGAUGAUUAUGAUAACAGUUUAUUGAUUGGUAUAUUAUCAUUACCGUAAAACUUAUCAGUGUGAUGGAUUAUUGUUAAGUGGACUUAGUUUUUGGUAUAUGUGAUUUUAUUUAUUUUUGUAUGAUGGUAACAUUAUGUACCAAGUUUUUCUUUUACAUAAUCUUGUUGUGGUCAUUGUAUUUGCAACUUGUCAAGCUUUGAUCCCAUGAAAAAAUUCAAAAUUGCCCAUUUGAAUAUCUGAUUGGUAAUCAAAUUGUCGAUAUAAAAGAAAUAUUGCAAAUUAGUACAUUAGCAUUCCACCUUCCCCCAGAAGUCAAGUUUCAGAACAUCUUACAACACUUAUUAACAUUGUUAGUAACAACACUUAUUUUAGUUUGGUAUUACUAUGACAUACCGGAGCUUCAGCCCCGCCAGGAGUCGCAGAUACCCGUGUCUCAGAUACCCGUACUGAAUGGAGUUAAAGGGGAGCAGAUUGACAUUCCCCCUCCCAGACGCGGAGGAGAGGGUAUUGACUCUGAGUAUAUUGCACUUGCUAAGGCUGGCGGCAGAAAGGAUCUGCUUCUCUACAGAGAGAAGAAGAAGAACAAGGAAGUAAAGGAGUAUCAAAGAGUAGACUGGUUUGAUCACCCUGAUAUUAGCCCUGAUGUCUUGGUGGGUAAACCACGUGUCAGACAAGCUCCCAUUCCUCCUGCUGUGACGGGUAACAAGAAACCAGUGUCGAUGUUAACAGAGGAUGCCCCCUUUGGAGUUGAUAAAUUUAAAACUUGGGGUAAAACUGAUGAGGAAGAUCAAGAUCAGUAUCUGACACGCCAAGCGAGAAAACAGCGAGAAAUGAACCGAACCAGAGCUCCUCCUGCUCCUCUUCCCCUUCCAGAUCCUAUAUUUCGUACUCACAAGAGAGUCGACAAACCUCCUCUGGGUGAGGUAGCGGACCAAGUCAGCUUCUCGCAUUUGUUAUCUCAUGGCUAUCAAGUGGAUUGGGGCAAGGAUAUGGCUGAGACAAGAAAGCAGAAAAUGGAGUCUAAGAGGAGAGUUGAACGCGAGCAAAAGGAGAAGCUGACUCAACAUUUGACAGAUAUGAAGAAAAAUAACGCGACUACGGUUCCUGAUAAACCCCUGUUCAAGAUUAAGAAGUUCUCAAACGUUGCACCAAAAGUUGUCAAUAGCUAACAUUUGACAAGACGUUGAAGACAUUUUUGCAGACAUUUAGCUAGAGCAUAGCAGAUAAUCAGACUUGUAUAAAAAAUACACGUAUAAAUAGACUUGGCUAUGGGUGCAACGAGGAAGUUUGUUGUGACACGUGACAACGAAGUGUGUAUCUAAUUGGUCACGUUGUCACGUGUCAAAACAAACCAUCUUGCCUCAUCCGAAGUCAUUAGUCAAGUUGGUACCAUGUUGAUGUACAAAUUUGAAUACGCGGAUGUUGUAACAUGUAACUUGUAGCCUUACGCCGUAUUUGUUGACUCUUUGAUGUAAAUACGAAACUUGCUUUUCUUUGUAACGAAGGUUUUUAAAUAUUUACUUAUAAGAUACUCUAUUAUAAAAUUGUUCUAA